ACGGCUACGGUGUGGACGAGCUCGUGCGCUCCCGCUAGCUGGACGAACGACUCCAUGACGCGUAGCACAGCGUAUUUACUGCUAUGUUGUGCAUUGACGUCGAGUACAGGUGCUCCACCGUCCAAACUAACCCGAAAGUAGCGGCUCAGCUUCGUGUUGUUCCGUUGGAACAUGAAUGUCGGAGUGGCCCAUAAUCGAAUGCCGCCGUCAACUUCCGCUACUGAGAUGGCGUCCUCUGAAAGGGUACUUGGGUGCCCAACUCUCAAAAGUAAAUGGGUACCCAUGUUUGGGCCCAUGGUCGUCUCAGCGUCGCUGACCAGUAAAAGAAAUAUAUCUUCCUUCUCCCAUAGCCGCCUACAGAGCAGGAGCUCAUGGCGAUGCAGAUGUCGCCAUAGCCGCCUACAGAGCAGGAGCUCAUGGCGAUGCAGAUGUCGGCCGCCGGAGGUGUUGAAGUCGAGUUUUUGUCAGAUCCCGUCGACAGAUUUCCACUGCGAGAUCUCGCUGCCGCACAGCCCUUGGUUGCUUACGAGACGUACAAAUCCAUGGAGUGUGAGCCUGCUGAGUCCAGCAUUGGUGAUGUGGGAGACGCUCCGGUCAACAGUAAUUGCAAUGCGAUUGCCUUGUCUGCAGCAGCAUCUGAGCAUUCUACGGGCAAAGACACCCCUGAAGCCCCAGGCUGGAGGAAGAGAAUGCGAGUCGGAAGUUCAUCUAGCGAGCGCCACCCAUGCGCUGAUAGGAUGAGUGCUUUGGAAGCAACACUAAGAAGCUAUGCAGAGAAAAAAAUGACACUGUCGUAGUUCCUACUAUGGGGACAAAAUUUGAUUCUCUUGGAGAAGCCUGCUAGAACAUGUCCCUGGAUGUGCAUGGAUGCAGAAAAUGUCCUUGGGAUAUAGAGCUGGAAAUCUGGGACUUAGGAUGUUCUAGAGCAUCCAUGUCAUCCAAGUGAGAGGAGAAUAUCCUUUGUCUUUAGGACAUGCUUGCUGAACAUGCAAGUUCGCUAGACGAAGGAUGGGUAUAACUGAUGAAGCUUUAUGCAGUCUAUUGGCACCCAUCUCGUACAGAACUAUUGCCGAGAGCGCCUUUGCAUCUGACGUCGUGCGCCAGAGCUGGUCAUAGGGGACCACACGCAGCUUGAUCAGCUCGACAUGGUCCCGCAGGCCCGUUUCCUUCCCUUGGAGAGCCUAAGGCUGGCCAUAGUGGGGGUAACAUAACCUGUAACAUGC
Triticum dicoccoides is the source of this 1223-nucleotide messenger RNA. RefSeq lists its product as uncharacterized. The coding region runs from base 417 to 797 and encodes 126 amino acids. NCBI's taxonomy places the organism in Eukaryota, Viridiplantae, Streptophyta, Magnoliopsida, Poales, Poaceae. The record is from RefSeq and is a predicted model, not a curated record. The transcript is spliced from 3 exons.